UGCCAAUGUUUGUGGCGUGGGAGAGGAGGGAAUUGGAGCAGAGGGUAAAUGCCGUUCGGUUCUCCCUUCCUCUGCAUGUGGCUGAGACAUCCUUUCUCUCCUCCUAUUGAUUUAGAUGUUCCGCCGCUCAGAUGUUCAUUUGGUUGGCAGUGGGGGGAGCAUGUGUGUACUGUAUGUGUGUGAGUGAGACCGAGGAAGAAAGGAAGGCAGCACUAUACAGAUUGGAGAGGCGGAGAGACUGCAAGGAAGAACGAGUCUGGCUUUGAACUCCGACUGGGGAAACUUACCCCCAGUGUGGCAGGAAGCCUCCCCCUUCCCUCGGCCGACCUUAGGGAACUGGCUCCGAGCCAUGCUGUGCAGCAGCUACACGAGGGUCUCUGUUUCUGAAACAGGCUGAUAGACUAAGGAAGGAUGCAGACCGAUGUUCCCCUGUGUGCCUGAGCUACAGACCGGCAAGCCAGGGACAGAGUUGCUGGAAUGGGGAGCAACUGAAUUGGUACCUGGGAAUUAGACUGGGGGGAAAUAUUUGGUCGCCUCCAGUUUUGAUGCAGCACCCAAACAAACUCUCGCGGGGUGCAAAGAUAAAGGAGGAAUUUUGCCAAUGUGGUUGUAACCUCUUCUCCACCGUUAUCUUGAGACUACAACUGAGCCAGAGUGGCUUCGAAUCUGCCAUGCGAGGAACCCUUUGUGGCUAAAGAACACAGCCCAGAACAAGAGACGCGGAACCCCCUUCGUGGUGGACAAGGAAGGAGCUUCGGGAUCGCAGGUAGCUCUGGUGGCAGGUGCAAGUCCCGUCCCACUUUCCUGUGUUCCGGUUCCAGCCAGGUUGCUUCCUAUGAAAUUUGGGAUUAAAGUUUGGGUUUUCACGAGCUGCCGAGAUGCCUUUCCAUCCAGUGACCGCUGCCUUGAUGUACCGGGGCAUUUAUACCAUCCCCAACAUCCUUGCAGAACAGCAUCCUGUUGACAUACCUGAAGAUGAGCUGGAAGAAAUACGUGAGGCGUUCAAAGUCUUUGACCGGGAUGGCAACGGCUUCAUCUCCAAGCAGGAGCUAGGCACGGCAAUGAGGUCCCUUGGCUACAUGCCCAAUGAGGUAGAGCUGGAAGUCAUCAUUCAGAGAUUGGACAUGGAUGGGGAUGGACAGGUGGACUUUGAGGAGUUUGUGACGUUACUGGGCCCCAAGCUUUCCGCUUCUGGCAUCCCUGAGAAGUUUCAUGGCACUGAUUUUGAUACUGUGUUCUGGAAGUGUGACAUGCAAAAGCUGACAGUGGAUGAGUUGAAGCGACUGCUUUACGACACCUUCUGCGAACACCUCUCCAUGAAAGACAUCGAGAACAUCAUAAUGACUGAGGAAGAGAGCCACAUGGGGACCGCCGAGGAGUGUCCGGUGGAUGUGGAAACUUUUAACUAG
Molecule: messenger RNA, 1409 nt
Organism: Sphaerodactylus townsendi
Lineage: Eukaryota; Metazoa; Chordata; Lepidosauria; Squamata; Sphaerodactylidae
Gene: CABP7
Product: calcium binding protein 7
Exons: 5
Coding region: 879-1409 (176 amino acids)
Molecular function (GO): calcium ion binding
Source: RefSeq, a predicted model, not a curated record